Messenger RNA from Trypanosoma cruzi, 879 nucleotides. Its product is annotated as phosphatidic acid phosphatase, putative. The transcript has a single exon. Lineage: Eukaryota; Euglenozoa; Kinetoplastea; Trypanosomatida; Trypanosomatidae. Gene Ontology annotation, biological process: phospholipid metabolic process. Bases 1 to 879 code for a protein of 292 amino acids. The record is from RefSeq and is a predicted model, not a curated record. Gene Ontology annotation, molecular function: phosphatidate phosphatase activity.
AUGAUGUUCAAGUCAGGCAAAAUGAACUUUGUAUGGAGGUGGAGGGUGUUUGAUUACGUUACUUGUGUCGUCUUUGGACUUGUCGGGGCACUCGUCGGCAUCCUCGUACGGCCACACUGCCGUCCGUUUGUCUUUGACGACACCAGCAUCAGCCAACCUCCAAGCCACACCGAGACAUCCCCGACGUACUCUGUCCUUAUCGCCGUGAUUCUUGUCAUUUUCAUUUACGCUACGGGGGAGUACUUCACCUGGCGGGAACACGGGAAGCACAUGGUGGCCAAGCAUCUGAAUGCCUGGAUCCUUGUGCAGUCUUUCAGCGUUUCCCUUGACUACUGCAUUGUGAACCUUUGCAAACUGUACGCGGGGAGACUGCGGCCUGAUUUCAUUCAUCGUCUGGCGAAGGAAGGCAUCACGGAAAGUAAUUUUAAUCAGUUCACACACGAUCAAAUAUGUGGCGCGGCCCGUGAGGGGCGAUUGUCAUUUCCAUCCGGCCACGCUUCGUCGUCAUUCGCCGGGUUUGUUCCGCUGGUAUUAUAUUUACUUUGCCGGACGGGAACCCUUCGUACUGGUGCAUUCUACACAGCCGCCGCCUCCUUGCUUCCCCUCAUCUUCCCUCUCGUCGUUUCCAUCUCCCGCACACGCGAUAACAAGCACCACUUCUCCGACAUUGUGGGGGGCGCGGUUGUUGGUACAUUCUCUGCUUUGUUUUCCGUCUUUCUUUCGUUUGUGGUGGGUCCUACAGGAGAUUGGGUGAUACGGAGCGAAUCGUUUAGCACCCCUUCUGCCGCGUCUGCCGUGGGAUCGGUGGCUCAAAAUCCAAUUGAGGAGAAUGAGUUGAGGAUAAUGUGUACAGUGAAUUCAUCGAACGGCGCGGAAUAA